This is a messenger RNA of Impatiens glandulifera, 654 nucleotides long. RefSeq lists its product as uncharacterized. The transcript has a single exon. Gene Ontology annotation, molecular function: nucleic acid binding; zinc ion binding. The record is from RefSeq and is a predicted model, not a curated record. Bases 1 to 654 code for a protein of 217 amino acids. Lineage: Eukaryota; Viridiplantae; Streptophyta; Magnoliopsida; Ericales; Balsaminaceae.
AUGAAGAAGAGUGAAACGAUCAAGGAGUAUUUUGUGAGGGUUACGGCUGUAGCAAACCAGAUGAGAAGCAAUGGAGAAACAAUGUCGGACACCAUUAUCGUAGAAAAAAUCUUGAGAACCUUGACUGAAAAGUUUAUUUAUGUUGUGGUUGUAAUAGAAGAGGCAAGAGAUGUAAAAACCAUGUUAGUUGAUGAACUACAAAGCUCGUUGGCUGUACACGAGUAUAAAUUCAAGCCCAUCGAAAAGGAAGAAGAUCAAGCCUUGAGAAUGUCUGCUUUAUUUAGAGGAAGAGGUAGAGGCAGAGGGAUGAAUAGAGGAAGUGACGAAAGGGCUUUUGACAAGUCACGUAUUGAAUGUUUCAAAUGCAAGAAGCUAGGACAUUUUCAGAUUGAAUGUCCUGAGUGGGACAAAGCCAAUUAUGCUGCAGAGGAUGAAAAAGAAGAAGUCUUAAUUAUGGCUAAUGUUGAAUCAGAGUUUACAACAGCAGCUCCACCAAAAGUACAAGUAGAGCUCAAGAGUAAUGAAUGGUUUCUAGACUCAAUUUGCUCAAAUCACAUGUGUGGAGAACUACAUUGGUUCACACACUUGGAUACCAAGUUCAAUCACUCUGUUAAAAUGGGAAAUGACAUGAAAAUUGAUGUAUUAGAAAAAUGA